AUGAGCACGAUAAGAUGCUAUGAGCCAACGUGUGAUAGUGAGGCUAAGCUUUUAUGCAAUUGCACUUCACCUGCGACUUAUAUUUGCACAAAUCAUAUUCUGGAGCAUAUAGAAUCUAGCGACAAUCCUCAUCAUGUCAGCAAAAUUGUUGUAGAGCCUUUUAAAGGCACAGGAGAAGCAAUUCUUCACUUUCUUUCAGAAAAAAAAUCAAAAAUUGACAAAAUUAAGGCAAAUAUAAUCAUAUCCUUUACUCAAACUCUUUCUGGUUGUAACAAUAUCCUUAAACAACUUGUAAAAGAAAUCAACUCUUAUUCUUUAGAAAUUGGCAGCUACGCCGAAAAAGUAAGGCAAGCACAAAAACACUCGUAUAUAAGGUAUGAUUCAGCCUUAAAUUUGUUAGUCUUGCAGACAAAUAUAGCUGUUGAAAAAGCUAAAACAAUUUUUACAGUAAUAUCAAAUAAUAAUAUCGGGUUAUUAUCUGAAUUAAAUAAACAAAUUGAUGCAGUUAUUAAGAGCUUUCACGAAGAAAAGUCCAAAGUUACUCCAUAUGAAAUCAAUUUUGAAUUGAAAAACAUUCAUACGAACUUUGAAAAUAAAGAGGAUACGUUGCAGCAAGUAUUAAGCGAGUAUAAAGAAGCUAUCAGAAUUGAUCCAAAUUAUGCUGAUGCAUACAAUGGCAUAGGGGCUAUCUUCUUAAAUGAAAAUAGAUAUGAAGAAGCAGUACAACAGUACAACGACGCAAUUAGAAUCAACCCAAGCUGUGCAACUUAUUAUUCAAAUAAAGGAGCUGCUCUUAGGCAUUUAGGCAAGAGAGAAGAAGCUCUGAAAUGCUAUAAAGAAGCUAUCAGACUUGAUCCAAAUAAUGCUUAUACAUACAACGAAAUAGGAUUUAUCUUCUAUGAUGAAAAGAGAUAUGAAGAAGCAGUGAAGCACUACAACGAUGCAAUUAGAAUCAACCAAUACGAUGCAAAAUAUUAUUCAAAUAAAGGAGCUGCUCUAGGCGAGUUAGACAGAAGAGAAGAAGCUAUGGAAUGCUACAAAGAAGCUAUCAGAAUUGAUCCAAAUAAUGCAUAUGCAUACAAUGGCAUAGGAAUUAUCUUCUUUAAUGAAAAGAGAUAUGAAGAAGCAGUACAACAUUGCAACGACGCAAUUAGAAUCAACCCAAACAAUGCACUUUAUUAUUCAAAUAAAGGAGAUGCUUUAUAUGAAUUAAGCAGAAGAGAAGAAGCUAUGGAAUGCUAUAAAGAAGCUAUCAGAAUUGAUCCAAAUAAUGCAUCUGCAUACAAUGGCAUAGGAGUUAUCUUCUUUAAUGAAAAGAGAUACGAAGAAGCAGCACAACAUUACAACGACGCAAUUAGAAUCAACCCAAAUUCUGCAAUUUAUUAUUCAAAUAUUGGAAAUGCUCUUAGAGAGUUAGGUAAAAGAGAAGAAGCUAUUGAAUGUUAUAAAGAAGCUAUCAGAAUUGAUCCAAAUUAUGAUAAUGCAGAUAAUGGUAUAGGACUUCUCUUCUAUGAUGAAAAAAGAUAUGAAGAAGCAGUGAAACAUUACAACGAUGCAAUUAGAAUCAACCCAAACUGUGCAGCUUAUUAUUCAAAUAAAGGAGAUGCUCUAUAUGAGUUAGGUAGAAGAGAAGAAGCUAUGGAAUGCUCACAAGAAGCUACUAGAAUAGAUCCAAAUUAUGCUCAUGGACAAAAAGGGAUAGAAUUUCUCUUUUAUAAUGAAAAUAGAUAUGAAGAAGCAGUGAAACAUUACAACGAUGCAAUUAGAAUCAACCCAAACAAAGCGCUUUAUUAUAAAAAUAAAGGAUAUGCCCUUAGAGAGUUAGGCAGGAGAGAAGAAGCUCUGGAAUGCUAUAAAGAAGCUGUCAGAAUUGAUCCAAAUUAUGCUUAUGCAUACAAUAGCAUAGGAUUUAUCUUUGCAAAUGAAAAUAGAUAUGAAGAAGCAAUAAAAUAUUAUAGCAAUGCAAUUAGAAUCAACCAAAACGAAUCACUUUAUUAUUCAAAUAAAGGAAAUGCUCUUAGAGAGUUAAGCAGAAGAGGACAAGCUAUGAAAUGCUAUAAAGAAGCUAUCAGAAUUGAUCCAAAUGAUGUAUCUGCGUACAAUGGCUUAGGGUUUAUCUUCUGAGAUAAAAGGAGAUAUGAAAAAGCAAUAAAAUAUUUUAACGAUGCAAUUAGAAUCAACCCAAACUCUACACUUUAUUUAAAUAAAGGAGUUGCUCUAGAUGAAUUAGGCAGAAAAAAAGAAGCUAUGAAAUGCUAUAAAGAAGCUAUCAGAAUUGAUCCAAAUAACUCUAUAACAUACAAUAGAAUAGGAAUUAUCUUAGAAAACGAAAAGAGAUAUGAAGAAGCAGCAAAGCAUUACAACGAUGCAAUCAGAAUCAACCCAAACUGUGCACUUUAUUAUUCAAAAAAAGGAAAUGCUCUUAUAGAGUUAGGCAGAAGAGGAGAAGCUAUGGAAUGCUAUAAAAAAGCUAUCAAAAUUGAUCCAAAUAAUUCAUCUGCAUACAAUGAUAUAGGAGAUAUCUUCUAUAAUGAAAAGAGAUAUGAAGAAGCAGUACAACAUUACAACGAUUCAAUUAGAAUCAACCCAAACAAUGCACUUUAUUAUUCAAAUAAAGGAGUUGCUCUAGAUGAAUUAGGCAGAAGAAAAGAAGCUAUGGAAUGCUAUAAAGAAACUAUCAGAAUUGAUCCAUAUUAUGCAUAUGCUUACAAUUGCAUAGGAAAUAUCUUCUUUAAAGAAAGGAGAUAUGAAGAAGCAUUAAAACAUUUUAACGAUGCAAUUAGAAUCGACUCAAACUCUGCGGUUUAUUAUUCAAAUAAAGGAACUGCUCUUAGAUUAUUAGGCAGAAGAGAAGAAGCUAUGGGAUGCUAUAAAGAAGCUAUCAGAAUUGAUCCAAAUAAUUUAUCUGCAUACAAUGAAAUAGGAGAUAUCUUCUGUUAUGAAAAUAGAUAUGAAGAAGCAGCGAAACAUUAUAACGAUCCAAUUAGAAUCGACCCAAACGAUGCAAAAUAUUAUUCAAAAAAAGGAGCUGCUCUUAGAGAUUUAGGCAGAAGAGAAGAAGCUAUGGAAUGCUAUAAAGAAGCUAUCAGAAUUGAUCCAUAUUAUGCUAAUGCAUACAAUGGCAUAGGACUUCUCUUUUAUAAUAAAAAGAGAUAUGAAGAAUCAAUAAAAUAUUAUAACAAUGCAAUUAGAAUAAACCCAAACAAAACACUUUAUUAUUCAAAUAAAGGAGUUGCUCUAGAUGAAUUAGGCAGAAGAAAAGAAGCUAUGGAAUGCUAUAAAGAAACUAUCAGAAUUGAUCCAUAUUAUGCAUAUGCUUACAAUUGCAUAGGAAAUAUCUUCUUUAAAGAAAGGAGAUAUGAAGAAGCAUUAAAACAUUUUAACGAUGCAAUUAGAACCGACUCAAACUCUGCAAUUUAUUAUUCAAAUAAAGGAACUGCUCUUAGAUUAUUAGGCAGAAGAGAAGAAGCUAUGGAAUGCUAUAAAAAAGCUAUCAGAAUUGAUCCAAAUAAUGCUAAUGCAGACAAUAGCAUAGGACUUCUCUUCUAUGAUGAAAAGAGAUAUGAAGAAGCAGUGAAAUAUUACAACGAUGCAAUUAGAAUCAACCUAAACUAUGCACAUUUUUAUGCAAAUAAAGGAGAUGCUCUAUAUGAGUUAGGCUGAACAGAGAAGCUAUGGAAUGCUAUAAAGAAGCUAUCAGAAUUGAUCCAAAUUAUUCAUUUGCAUACAAUUGAAUAG
Messenger RNA from Blepharisma stoltei, 3738 nucleotides. The record is from the annotation of a GenBank genome assembly. Lineage: Eukaryota; Ciliophora; Heterotrichea; Heterotrichida; Blepharismidae.